GGUCUCCGAUCAGCAGUGGAUGUUUUUUUCUGUUCGUUUCUCCGUAUUUCCCUCAGAAUCGGUGUAUUUUCUCUGUUUUUCCAUCAGGACCUGUGUCUUUUCUCCGUGUUUCCAUCAGGAUCUGUGUAUGCUCUCUCCGUAUUUUCGCUUCGAUUCGCCGCAGAGGCUCUGAAGAGCCGCUGACACUCACCGGAAGUCUGUCACAGACACUGAAGUCCGAUGAAUCUUAAUUUGAUAGAAACUUAAAUAGAGGUCUGGGACUUGGCGUUGGAUUAUAGGUAUUUGGUGUGAGCUGCUGCAGGUGGCGCUGGCUCCUCUUCACAAUGAACAUUGGCUCUAAAAAUAAGAAGCGGGUUGUGCUGCCCAGCCGCCCUGACCCCCCCACUGUGGACCAGAUCCUGGAGGACAUCAACAAAGCCCCGCCCUCAGACCCAGUCUACAGCAUCCUCGAGCAGACGGUACAAGACUCGUCUCGGGCGCCAGACAGUGACGUGGAGUUGAACUUCCAGCAGUGUCGUCGUUACAUGGAGCUGAACGAGCGUCUUCAGGAGGCUCGAGGUCGUCUGCUGCAAAAGAGGGAGGAGCUAAGGAUGGCAGGGGAGCACCUGGACAGAGAUGUGGCAGAGGUCAAAGGUCAGAUGCUCUGACUCCUUCUCUGUCCAGGACAGCCGUGAAGGGCCGGGGUCUUCUCUAACCUCUGGUGGUGGUUGUGGAGACUGAAGUGUUUGUCGAUGAAGGCGCGAUCUGAUGACAUCACAGUGAGUGACAGACUCUGAUGAUGCGUUCAGGUACACGAUGGUCUGCUGUUUGCACUACAAAUAUUUUAAUGUGCUUUUUAAGAUGAAAACAUCUUUAUAAUCACGUGUAAGACAUUUUAAAAACACAGCACAUCACACGGAUGGAGAUGUUUCCGGGGGGGGCGCUGUUUUCAUUUGUCGUCUUCAUGGAACUUUAACUGACAAUGGACUGUCUGUGGAUUGCAGCCAAUAAAAAUCUCACCAAACAAUAAAAUGUUAUUGCACAUAGAAAUUAAACAUCACUCACAAUCCGUU
Solea solea (common sole) is the source of this 1052-nucleotide messenger RNA. RefSeq names its product chromosome 9 C19orf25 homolog (gene c9h19orf25). The coding region runs from base 324 to 647 and encodes 107 amino acids. The record is from RefSeq and is a predicted model, not a curated record. NCBI's taxonomy places the organism in Eukaryota, Metazoa, Chordata, Actinopteri, Pleuronectiformes, Soleidae. The transcript has 3 exons.